AUGGACUCGACUAAACCGAAGAGGGAGUCUUGGGCUGAUUCAGCGGAGGAGGAGGAAGCGGAGUUAAAGGAAGCGGAGCUCAAGGCAGCUGCAGCGGCGGCGGCGGCGGAGGUGGCGGCGAAGGCCGCGAAUGACGCGGAGGACGCGGAGGACGCGCCGCCGGGCCUGACGCCGCGAUCUGCGGCGAAGAACGCGGAGUUCGGCGAGAGCGCGGAGAAGGCGGCGGCGGAUUUGGAUUCGCUGAAAGUCAGCGAAGGCGUGGUGGAUCAACCCGACCUGAGCAUCAAAACCGGCGAGCUGAACGACGUGCCUGAUGGGUCGGAGCACGAGAUUAAGAAGGCAAGUUCUUCCAAGCAAGCCGACACUCUCCUCUACUCCCCGCGCGAGCAUGCAGGUGGUGGCAGCAGAGACGCCCCACUCGUCCACCAAGACCUUUUAGGAGCUCAACCUGUCAGAGCCGCUGCUGAGAGGGUUUCACUGCGAGAUGAGGUGGUGGCAGCAGAGACGCCCUACUCGUCAGCCAAAACCUUUGAGGAGCUCAACCUAUCAGAGCCCCUACUGAGGGGCCUCUACUCCGAAAUGAAGUUCGAGCGCCCCUCCAAGAUCCAAGCAGUCACCCUGCCCAUGAUCCUGCAACCUCCGAAUGCCAACCUCAUUGCACAGGCGCACAACGGGUCGGGCAAGACCACAUGCUUCGUGCUGGGCAUGCUGUCACGGGUGGACCCGCAGGUCAAGGCCCCGCAGGCCCUCUGUAUCUGCCCAACUCGCGAGCUGGCCCAGCAGAACGAGGCAGUGCUGCUGCGUAUGGCUAAAUACACGGGCAUCACAUGUGCGUGCACGGCGUCAGAGGGCACGGGCACAAUCAUAUCGUCCUCGCAGCAGGAGAGGCUGGGCGACCAGGUGGUCAUUGGCACGCCCGGCACGCUUAAGCGCUGGAUGACCAAAGAUCGUAUUCUCCCCGUGAAGAGUAUCAAGAUUCUGGUGUUUGACGAGGCCGACCACAUGCUGGAUCAGGACGGGUUUCAAGACGACUCAAUCAGAAUGAUCCAAUUCAUCACCAAGAGCAACCCCACCUGCCAGAUUCUCCUAUUCUCAGCAACCUUCAACGAGCGGGUCAAACGCUUUGCCCAGCGAGUGGUCCCCAGCGCCAACCAGGUGUACGUGCCAAAGGAGCAGCUGUCUCUGGACGUGAUCAAGCAGUACCGCGUGCGCGUGCCCUCUCGUGACGCCAAGGUCGUGGUGCUCAAAGACAAGAUCUUCCCCGCCGCUGAGAAGCUCGGCCAGUCCAUCAUCUUCGUCAAGACGCGUGAAACUGCCCGAGAUCUUCACAGGAAGCUGGAGGCGGACGGGCAUCGGUGCACGUCCAUCCAGGGCGGCAUGUCGCAUGAGGAGAGGGACGAUGUGAUUCGCGAGUUCCGCAGCGGCACCACCAAGAUCCUCAUUGCUACUGAUGUGCUGGCGAGAGGGUUCGACCAGGCACAGGUGACACUGGUGGUAAAUUUCGAUCUGCCCGUGAAGAACGCGCCUCCCAACGAGCCAGAGUACGAGACCUAUCUCCAUCGAAUUGGUCGCAGCGGGCGGUUCGGCAGAAAGGGUGCUUCGUUCAACCUGGUGUGCGGGGAGAGGGAUGAGCGCACACUGAACAAGAUCGAGAAACACUUUGACCGCGUCAUUCCUGAUGUGCAAUGGGACGAUGACGAUGCCUUUGAGAAGGUUCUCAAGGAGGCAGGCCUCGCUUAA
Molecule: messenger RNA, 1740 nt
Organism: Closterium sp. Naga37s-1
Lineage: Eukaryota; Viridiplantae; Streptophyta; Zygnematophyceae; Desmidiales; Closteriaceae
Source: the annotation of a GenBank genome assembly